This is a messenger RNA of Penicillium argentinense, 1515 nucleotides long. RefSeq names its product F-box protein. The transcript has a single exon. Gene Ontology annotation, molecular function: protein binding. Lineage: Eukaryota; Fungi; Ascomycota; Eurotiomycetes; Eurotiales; Aspergillaceae. The coding region runs from base 1 to 1515 and encodes 504 amino acids. The record is from RefSeq and is a predicted model, not a curated record.
AUGGUUCCACCCCCGGGCAUCCAAUCCACCACUCCGCCACCCCUGCCACUCCCAUACUGGGGAGCUGAAUUCCCCACCUCCAUCGGUCCCCUAAACUGGUAUUCACAGAUGCCUCAGACUAUGAUGGAACGGUUCUCAAUGGCAAUCACGAAGCCCGGCAAAACCGCUAAGAAAAAGACGCACAUAAAACUGCCCAUCACGAAGGAAAGCCCCUUCAAACAGCUACCAAUGGAUUGUUGGGUCCACAUUGCAGGUUAUCUGUCACAACAGGAUCUUCUUUCCCUGUCCCAAGUUUCCAAAGCACUCAAUUCUGCAGCCGAACCCCAUCUUUACAAGCGGAUCGAGUUUGACUGGUACGACCCUCCGCUGCUUCGGAUUCUCGCUUUACUGGACAUCAUCCAGAAACGACCCCGACUAGCUGACUACGUUCAAUAUGCUAGCUUCCUCUCUCCCCGGGUGGUUCAUGUGCCUCGCAGAUUGGAGUUGUAUAACUCUGGUUCCAGUCAGACCCUCAAACGCCUCUACCCGGAGGUGCAUUCGUUUGCUAAACGUCAGUUCAGAAGAGCGGGUCUUAAACUUGGAUCACGGUGGGGAGAAUAUCUGAGAUUCGGACAUGUCUAUGCCUAUGCUGCUGUGCUUGUCUCUCAGUUCAGGAACCUCCGAGAUCUUCGGCUGGAUUAUCAAUUCCUCAAAAACCCUCAGUUCAUGAUGUGGGUCAUUGAGCAUGGUAGAAAGCUUGCCGCGUACCCCGACUCACGCCAGGCACGGAAUUGUUCUAUCUCCAAAUUCCAUCACCUCAAGACCAUUGACCUGGGAAGCAACCUGACUUGGCGUUACCAGCGCGGAAAGGAAAACGUCUCGUAUGGCAGCGACAGCGUCCUCAGCUUGCUGGAUCUACCUAACCUUGAGUCUAUGGCAAUUUUCCUGCGAGGUACCAUGUUGAUCGAGAUCACUGAGGGGAUUAAGGACGAUCCGGCCCUCGUGAACAUUCGAAAGCUUGCUAUUUCUGGAACGACCAAUCGCAAGGGUGCCUCGGUGCCUACACUGAUACGCUUCUGGACUGACAAAGAAGGCCGCCCCUGGGGAUGGAAAAGCCACCUCUUCUGCGAUCUGCUGCAGAGUUUCUUCCGCUUGGAAUCCCUGAAUGCGCCGGCCUCCUUUUUCCUUCGAGAGGAAUUGGUGGAAUUUGACCGGGAGGCCACCCAACCUCGCCUCAGAGACGCGCUCCCGGAAACUCUUCAAGAACUUUGGGUCCAGGUUGACUUUGGAAAGGAUACACGCCAGUUUACCCGCUUCCUUCAACUCCUGGAAGCCUUCCUUGAGAACAAACCCCGUGAAGCCCUGCCCAAUCUCCGACGCAUUUGUCUCUGGAGAGGAGUGGACUGGAUCCAGACCGUGCACCACACUGCCUUGACCUCCAUCUUGCACGUUUAUCAACUAGCUUUUGCGGCAGGUAUUGAGUUUGGAUAUGACGUCCCGUUCAACCACAUGGGAGGGCUGCUCAAGGAGCUCUGA